Condylostylus longicornis is the source of this 2282-nucleotide messenger RNA. RefSeq names its product rac GTPase-activating protein 1 (gene tum). Bases 115 to 2076 code for a protein of 653 amino acids. NCBI's taxonomy places the organism in Eukaryota, Metazoa, Arthropoda, Insecta, Diptera, Dolichopodidae. The record is from RefSeq and is a predicted model, not a curated record. Gene Ontology annotation, biological process: signal transduction. The transcript is spliced from 5 exons.
UUAAGGAGAAUUUUUCAUUUUUUAACAAACGGAAAAAUUAAUUUUUAAGAGAGACGUGUUUAAAAUAUAAAUGAAUGCCAUUUGUUUUAAAGUAAAAAUAUUAAAUUUCAUAACAUGGUUUCAACGCUUUCAAUGUUAGCAGAAUAUGACGAUAUACGAAGAUGCCAAGAGGUUUUACAUGAAGGAACAGCCGAAGAACAAUUUCUUAGAUUCGCUGCUUUACAAGAAGAAUGCAGAUUGCAAUGGCUCGCAGCUAUUCGAGAAGCACAGAGAUUAAAAACAGAAUUAGAUGAAGCCCUAAAGCAAAUGUCUCAUUUGGAGUCUAAGCUAUAUCAUGCAAGGCGGUUGUUAGAUGUUGAAUCGAAACUUCGAAAAGAAGCUGAACAAGAAAAGCAAACUUUAGAAAAAAAAUUAGUAGCUGUUGCUAAUGUGGUACAAGAUCCAAGCUUUCCCAGUGAAACUCGAGAAAAACUGGAGUUUAUUAAAGCACAAACAAAGAAAAGGAAAUCACAAAAUAAUUAUGAGGAUAAAUAUGGCAAUGAUAUUAAUUCAACGGGUUCAUUCUUAUCAGAUUUAUCAGUAACACAAUCAGAGGAAGAUUUUCUCGAUGGCAAUUGUUCUCGAGUUUGGAAAAAACAUCGCCCUUCAUUGACUAAACAAACAGGAACAUUUAUAGGAUCAAAACCAAGUAGAUCUUCUCGAGGCUUAAAUGAAAGUCGCACUAAAGCAAAGUUAAAUGGAAGUAUUCAUCAAAAACAAGGUGCUAUGGAUAUAGAUAGUGAUGAUAAAAUUUGCGCUACAACUAAAGUAACAAUUCCAAAUAGAGGGGAUGGGCCUAUUAUUGCUGAAUCAAUUAUUGAAGCUCUACCAAAAAAUCUUUUGGAUGAAAAGGCCCCACCACAGUCCACUGAACCAGGUUCAAGUGACACAAAAACUUCUGAUGAAGAAAAUGGAAAUUUUAAAAGUCCCGAUAAAAAAAAAUCACCUUCAAAAUUCCAUACGCCAACGGCUCCACCUUUAAGUGAAUUCAGUGCUAAUAUUAAUAAUAUAAAUGCUACUCCCGCACGUAAUAUAAGGAAUAGUGUAUUUCGGCACCACUGUUUUGCAUCUAAAACUUUUAUUAAACCUGAUAAUUGCUCUCACUGUAAUAAAAAAAUUCGCUUUGGGUCUUUAGCUUUGAAGUGCAAAAAUUGUAGAACUUCAGCUCAUGUUGAUUGCAAAGAUUUAUUGACAGCACCUUGUGUUCCCUCAAGCGCCGGUGGUACACCAACAUUUAAAGGUUUAAUGGGUUACUUAACAGAAUAUGCUCCAUCUACCCAUCCAAUGAUUCCAGCUAUAAUCGUUCAUUGUGUCAUGGAAAUCGAAAGAAGAGGAUUCUCAGAAGUUGGUAUUUAUAGAAUUUCUGGAUCUGAAAGAGAAGUUAAAGCAUUAAAAGAGAAAUUUUUACGUGGUAAAACUCCACCACAUAUAUCGAAUAUUGAUGUUCAUGUUCUAUGUGGUUGUGUAAAAGAUUUUUUGCGAUCAUUAUGUGAACCACUUGUUCCCACCGAUUUGUGGUCUGAUUUUUCUAAUGCAGUUCAAGCUGAAUCUGAAGAAGAAAAACGCAAAGAAUUAUAUAGAGCUAUUGAUCGUUUGCCGCAUGCAAACCGAGACACAUUAGCUUAUUUGGUUUUACAUUUUCAACGUAUAACAAAAUGCGAAGAAAUUAAAAUGCCAUUAGGGAAUAUUGCAAGAGUUUUUGGCCCUACAAUUGUCGGAUAUUCUAGUCCAGAUCCAGAUCGUAAUGCUAUUUUCUCUGAAACUAUGAUACAAUUUCAAGUAAUGGAAAAUCUUAUUAAUAUACCAGAAGAUUAUUGGAAUAAAUAUGUACAAGCUGUAGAAGACAAUGAUAUGAAUACCUUGAGUGCAAAAAAAUCAUCGUAUUCUAAAUAUAAAGCUCCUCCACCACCACCAUCAACAUUUCAAACACCGAAUAAAGAUGGUUUAAAAACAUUAUAUUCGACACCAUUCAAAGGAAGUAUUAGAAAAGAUCGAAAAUUUUAUGGAACACCACCAUAUUCUAGUAAGAAAUAUUGAUUUUUUUUUUUUUGGGAUUAACUGAUGACAUAAACGUUUAAUGAUUUGAUCACUGCAAGAAGAAAAUUAUAACGUCCCUAUUCAAUUAAUUAUUGAAUUAUAUUUCACUUUUAGUUCAAAAAUAAAGGACUUUGUUAUAUAAAUAUUUUUGUUAAGUUAAAUUUAUAUAACAAUAAUUAAGAUAACAUUAAUAUUAUUAAAUACAA